AAUUUGAGCCCCUCUGAUCUGUAGAAACCCCGCACUUCAAACGUGAGGAGGUGUGGGCGUGCGUUAGGACCCAGGAGAAAGCCUCGGCAUAGACACAGGUUGAUGGGCUUGCUUGUUCUUCUGAGUCCCGGCUCUACUACUGCUGGAGAAGAGAGUGCGGUAGAGAGAGAUCGAGAGCGAGAGAAGACAGACUGACCGACAGACAGACAGAGCUGACGUUUAAAACGUUACCGUUACAUCCUCGCCGGAGCUCCGUGCUCGCCUGUCCUCCCCGUUAAUUCCAUCAUCAGCGCAGACUGUACAAGGCGCGUCGAGCCGUCUGCACCCCUCUCAAAGAUGAGCCAGAGGUUUACUGUCACGGCGUUUGCAGGCAAGAAUCAGGAGGCGUGGGGUCUUGGAGGAAAGAAAGGGGAAAUAAAUCAGUUAUUUGAGUGUGAUGAACCGACAGCGGGGUCUCCAGACAAAUGCACCAGCGGCACAGCCCAGGAACCGGGCAAAGCCCCAGUGCAGUUGGUGAGGACUCACUCCAAAGGAGAUGGCAAUCCAAAGGAGAGCAGCCCUUUCAUCAACAGCAGCGACGUCGAGAAGGGCAAGGAGUACGAUGGCAAGCACAUGGCUCUCUUCGAGGAGGAGAUGGACACCAGCCCCAUGGUCUCCUCUCUGCUCAGCAGCCUGGCCAACUACUCGAACCUGCCGCAAGGGAGCAAGGAGCACGAGGAGGCAGAGAACAACGAGGAGGCACGCAAGAAACCCAUCAAGGCUCCACGGAUGGGCACCUUCAUGGGCGUGUACCUGCCCUGCCUGCAGAACAUCUUUGGUGUGAUCCUGUUCCUGCGUCUCACCUGGGUGGUGGGCAUGGGAGGCGUGUUAGAUUCCUUCAUCAUCGUCUUCAUAUGCUGCACCUGUACCAUGCUGACUGCGAUUUCCAUGAGCGCCAUCGCCACAAACGGAGUGGUACCAGCUGGAGGCUCGUACUACAUGAUAUCGCGCUCGCUGGGGCCCGAGUUUGGGGGCGCUGUGGGACUCUGCUUCUAUCUGGGGACCACCUUCGCGGGAGCCAUGUACAUCCUGGGGACCAUCGAGAUCCUGCUGACCUACAUCGUGCCCCAGGCGGCUGUCUUCAAGCUGGACGGCCUGGAGGGGACGGAGAUGGAGGCGGCUAUGUUAAAUAACAUGCGUAUCUAUGGGACCUGCGUGCUGUCCUGCAUGGCCACGGUGGUGUUUGUGGGAGUCAAGUAUGUCAACAAGCUGGCGUUGCUCUUCCUGGCCUGCGUCAUCAUCUCCAUCGUCGCCAUCUAUGCAGGGGUCAUUAAGACUGCCAUCGACCCGCCGGAUUUCCCGAUCUGUAUCCUGGGGAACCGCACUCUGAUCCGCAAGGACUUUGACCUGUGUGCCAAGGUGGUGGAGGUGGGCAACCAGACAGUCACCACCAAGCUGUGGAGCCUCUUCUGCAACUCCACCUUCAUGAACGCCACCUGUGACGAGUACUUCAUCAACAACAACGUGACGGAGGUGCAGGGCAUCCCCGGGGUGGCCAGCGGCAUCAUCACCGAGAACCUGUGGAGUAACUACUUGGAGAAGGGGGUGGUGAUUGAGAAGGUGGGGGCGGUGUCCGUGCCCAAUGAGGAUGGGACCUUGGGCAAGACCAAGCGCUACGUCAUGAGUGACAUCACCAGCUUCUUCACCCUGCUCGUGGGCAUCUACUUCCCCUCCGUCACAGGUAUCAUGGCCGGGUCGAACCGAUCAGGAGACCUGCGCGACGCCCAGAAGUCCAUCCCUGUCGGCACCAUCAUGGCGAUAGCCACCACCUCCUUCGUCUACAUGUCCAGUAUCGUCCUGUUUGGAGCCUGCAUCGAGGGGGUGGUGCUGAGGGACAAGUUCGGUGAGGCAGUCAAUGGGAACCUGGUGAUCGGGACGCUGGCCUGGCCGUCCCCCUGGGUCAUCGUGGUGGGCUCCUUCUUCUCCACCUGCGGGGCGGGGCUGCAGAGCCUGACGGGAGCGCCACGCCUCCUCCAGGCCAUCGCCCGCGACGGCAUCGUGCCCUUCCUCAGGGUAUUCGGCCAUGGCAAGGCGAACGGAGAGCCCACCUGGGCCCUGCUGCUGACUGCCUGUAUCUGUGAGAUCGGGAUCCUCAUCGCCUCGCUGGACGCUGUGGCCCCCAUCCUCUCCAUGUUCUUCCUGAUGUGCUACAUGUUUGUGAACCUGGCCUGUGCCUUACAGACCCUGCUGCGCACCCCCAACUGGAGACCGCGCUUCAAAUUCUACCACUGGGCCCUCUCCUUCCUUGGUAUGAGUCUGUGUCUGUCGCUCAUGUUCAUCUGCUCCUGGUACUACGCCCUCGUCGCCAUGGUGAUCGCCACCUGCAUCUACAAGUACAUCGAGUACCAAGGGGCUGAGAAGGAGUGGGGAGACGGGAUCAGAGGCCUGUCUCUUAGCGCGGCACGUUUCGCUCUGCUGAGACUGGAGGAGGGACCCCCGCACACCAAGAACUGGAGGCCUCAGAUCCUGGUCGUGGUCAGUGUGGAUCAGGAUCAGAAUGUGGAGAACCCCCAGCUGCUGUCCCUCACCAACCAGCUGAAGGCGGGCAAGGGCCUGACCAUCGUGGGCGCAGCGCUGGAGGGCACCUACCUGAACAACCACCCCCAGGCGCAGCGCACCGAGCAGUCUUUGCGUCGUCUGAUGGAGACGGAGAAGGUGAAGGGCUUCUGCCAGGUGGUGAUCUCCUCUAACAUGCGUGACGGGACGUCCCAUCUGAUCCAGGCCGGGGGGCUCGGGGGGCUGCAGCACAACACAGUGCUGGUGAGCUGGCCGCGCAACUGGAAGCAGGCAGAGGACCACAGCACCUGGAGGAACUUUAUCGAGCUGGUACGGGAGACCACAGCCGCUCACCUGGCUCUGCUGGUGCCCAUGAACAUCUCUGCGUACCCGUCCAACCAGGAGCGCUUCACGGAGGGCAACAUCGACGUGUGGUGGAUCGUGCACGACGGGGGCAUGCUGAUGCUGCUCCCCUUCCUGCUGCGCCAGCACAAGGUGUGGAGGAAGUGUAAGAUGCGUAUCUUCACCGUGGCCCAGAUGGACGACAACAGCAUCCAGAUGAAAAAAGACCUGACCACCUUCCUGUACCACCUGCGCAUCAGCGCUGAAGUGGAGGUGGUGGAGGUGCAAGACAGUGAUAUCUCUGCAUACACCUACGAGAAGACCCUGGUAAUGGAGCAGCGCUCACAGAUCCUCAAGCAGAUGCAGCUCACCAAGACUGAGCGUGAGAGAGAGAUCCAGAGCAUCACAGACGAGUCCCGUGGAUCGAUCCGGCGCAAGAACCCCUCAAACCCUCGCAUCCAGCUGAGUGUGCAGGAGGAGCAGCCAGGGGGCAGUGAGGAGGAGAAACCUGAGGAGGAGAGUGUUGCUCUCUCCUGCCCCCCGCAGGUUCAGCUGAUCCAUGACCAGAACACCACGCCCACCCCGGCCAGCCCCCAGUCCCCCGUGGAGGAGGUGCAGACUCCCAGCUCCAAGGUGCAGCUGACGUGGACCGAGAAAUUCACCGGAGACCAGGGCAAGAGCAAGGGACCGAGCACCCCCGAGGGCAUCAAAGACAUAUUCAACAUGAAGCCUGAAUGGGAAAACUUGAACCAGUCGAAUGUGCGGCGAAUGCACACGGCCCUGAAGCUGAACGAGGUCAUCACAAGGAAGUCCCAGGAUGCAAAGCUGGUCCUGCUCAACAUGCCAGGUCCGCCCAAGAACAGGAAGGGCGAUGAGAACUACAUGGAGUUCCUGGAGGUGCUGACUGAAGGGCUGAACCGGGUGCUGCUGGUGCGUGGAGGCGGCAGGGAGGUCAUCACCAUCUACUCCUGAGAGCCCAGCCCGACCUCCAGCUCCUUCCUUCAGUGACUGAACCCACCAUCACCCCCGCCAGCCCGACCUCCAGCUCCUUCCUUCAGUGACUGAACCCACCAUCACCCCCGCCAGCCCGACCUUCAGUGACUGAACCCACCAUCACCCCCGCCAGCCCGACCUUCAGUGACUGAACCCACCAUCACCCCCGCCAGCCCGACCUUCAGUGACUGAACCCACCAUCACCCCCGCCAGCCCGACCUUCAGUGACUGAAUCCACCAUCACCCCCGCCAGCCCGACCUUCAGUGACUGAACCCACCAUCACCCCCGCAAGCCCGACCUUCAGUGACUGAACCCACCAUCACCCCCGCCAGCCCGACCUUCAGUGACUGAACCCACCAUCACCCCCGCCAGCCCGACCUUCAGUGACUGAACCCACCAUCACCCCCGCCAGCCCGACCUUCAGUGACUGAACCCACCAUCACCCCCGCAAGCCCGACCUCCAGCCCCUUCCUUCAGUGACUUAACCCACCAUCACCCCCGCCAGCCCGACCUCCAGCCCCUUCCUUCAGUGACUUAACCCACCAUCACCCCCGCCAGCCCGACCUCCAGCCCCUUCCUUCAGUGACUGAACCCACCAUCACCCCUGCCAGCCCGACCUCCAGCCCCUUCCUUCAGUGACUGAACCCACCAUCACCCCCGCCAGCCCCUUCCUUCAGUGACUGAACCCACCAUCACCCCCGCCAGCCCGACCUCCAGCCCCUUCCUUCAGUGACUGAACCCACCAUCACCCCAGCCAGCCCGAGAGGGGACCCCAGCACACUUCCCAUCACUCCCUCUGUAAUGUCUUACUGUUCUCCUUUCUUUGCUUUGUGCACAGCGCACCCUGGUGGGCUGAUGUAUUUUUAUUCAUCACAUUUAGUACAGACGUGAAACAAUUAUUAUGAUGAUUUUAUUUUGCUAAACAGAUGCCAAACCCUCCCCUCUUCUUUCCACACACCCAGCAGCUGGAAGUGGUUCCUCACUCUGCAGAGCAGUAUAAGGUCCUGCUGUCUGGUUAGAUGCCAGGGUUCCAGUUUCACGCCUGUACCAGGUGUUUCCACUUUCCUCACGCAGUGUCGAGUCCAAAGAGCCCUUUGGUUCUGAGCAUGCUCAUGUUGAAGGCUGGGUUCCUUUUCGUACCCAGCAUUCCCAGCGCUUGCAUUUACUGUUCCAAACACACUUCCCAUCUGGCUGCUGGAAACAGAGAUUUAUUUUUGGGGGGAAG
Messenger RNA from Acipenser ruthenus (sterlet), 5096 nucleotides. RefSeq names its product solute carrier family 12 member 5-like. The transcript has 27 exons. Lineage: Eukaryota; Metazoa; Chordata; Actinopteri; Acipenseriformes; Acipenseridae. Gene Ontology annotation, molecular function: potassium:chloride symporter activity. The record is from RefSeq and is a predicted model, not a curated record. Gene Ontology annotation, biological process: potassium ion homeostasis; potassium ion import across plasma membrane; chloride ion homeostasis. Gene Ontology annotation, cellular component: membrane. The coding region runs from base 337 to 3849 and encodes 1170 amino acids.